GCGAGCGAGCUAGCUGCCGACAGAACUCCCAGCUGAGAGGAAGCAACGGGAGGAAAGCAGAGCAGAUGAGGUCCAGGAUUCAUAACAAAAUGUGUUGGAGCCGGGCCCUUCACACCGGCUGGCUCCUGCUGCUGGUCCAGCUGCUUUGCUUAGAGGCAGUGCCCAUCAGUAUGGAUAAGACAAAAGUCCGAGAGCCAGAGAAAAAAGCAGAAGAGCCCCCAGCUAGUGUGGACACGGGACUGCACUACGACCGCUACCUCAGGGAAGUCAUCGAUUUUCUAGAGAAAGAUCAGCAUUUCAGAGAAAAGCUCCACAACACAGACAUGGAAGACAUCAAGCAAGGUAAGCUGGCCAAAGAGCUGGACUUUGUCAGCCACCAUGUCAGAACCAAACUGGAUGAGUUGAAGAGGCAGGAGGUAAGCCGACUCCGAACUCUGAUUAAGGCCAAGCAAGACCUUGAAGGAGGGAAUGAUAUAGCGGUUGACCACCAGGCUCUGCUGAAACAGUUUGAGUACUUGAACCACAUGAACCCGCACACAUUUGAAGUGGAUGACCUGGAUCGGCUCAUUAAAUCGGCCACUAAAGAUCUGGAAAACUUUGACAAAGACAGACACGAGGAGUUCAAGAAGUAUGAAAUGACGAAAGACCACGACAGGCGGGAACACCUGAAAACACUGGACGAAGACGAAAGACAAAAAGAGGAGGAGCACUACGAGGAGAUGAAGAAGAAGCACGCUGACCACCCUAAAGUCAACCACCCAGGUAGCCAGAAUCAACUGAAGGAGGUGUGGGAGGAAGCGGAUGGCUUGGACCCUGAAGAUUUUGACCCUAAGACCUUUUUCAACCUGCAUGAUACCAAUGGAGAUGGCUUUUUUGAUGAACAGGAGCUGGAGGCAUUGUUCACCAAAGAGCUCGAAAAAAUCUAUGACCCCACCAAUGAAGAGGACGAUAUGGUGGAGAUGGAGGAAGAGAGGCUACGUAUGCGAGAGCAUGUUAUGAAUGAGGUGGAUUCUAACAAAGACAGACUGGUCUCUUUAGAGGAGUUUCUGGUCGCUACAAAGAAAAAGGAAUUCUUGGAACCAGACAGCUGGGAAACCCUGGAGCAGAACCAGGCUUACACAGACGAGGAGAUGAGGGAGUUCGAGGAGCAUCUUGUGCAGCAGGAAGAGGACCUCAACCAGAAAGCUGUAGACCUCCAGAAUCAGAGAGACGAGCUGGAGAGACAGCAGGAGCAGCUCAAUGCACAGAAAAUAGAGCUGCAACAGGCAGUUGAGCAUAUGGAAAGGCUGAAAACACAGAACGUAGAACUCCCUCCAGAGGUUCACGUUGAAGGAAAUGCUAUCCCAGAGAUGCACGCCGUUGACAACCAGUUGCAUCCUGAACAAGAGGCCCAACUGCAGGGGCAUGACCCUGCACUCCAAGUUCAACAACAUACACCUCAGGAACACCAUGAACAACAUCAAGACAUGGCCCAGCAAGGGCUCCCCCAGACACACCAGGAUCUGCCACCGGGCCACCAAGAAGCUGCACACGGCCAGCAUAACGUGCCGUAACUGUGCUGUCAGAACUUGAACCUCCACAACCAGACUUUGGCAGCACCUCCACUCCAGUGUGCAGAGGAGCAGUUCCUCCUGAGUAUUAGGCCUCGUAAACCAGCAUGACUUUAGGGGUUAGGAGGAAUGAGAGCAGCACAAAAGGAAUCCCUGCUGAAUGAUCCCAGUGUUUGAUAAUAGCUGUAAUCCUUUGGAUUACAUAACGGAAUUACAAUAGUUAAAUGACCCACCACGGACGUGCAUCUUAAAAUGUGCAGUUACACUUUCAAAGAGUGUUUGAUUACAUUAGAAAUGAUCAAUUGCUAAUACCAUUAUACAAAAAUAUAAUUUUGGUGAGUUUUUCUUUACUUGCUGUUCAAAGUACAGAAAUAACAAGGAUAACAAUGCUACUGGCUCUACAAGUUAGAUGUGUACAGUGCAGCUGCUGAACGGGGUACUGUGUAAAAAAAGUCAUUUAAAUUUGAUCAUUUUGAGUUUGAUAUACUGACUUGACUGUCAAGAAACCCCCAAACAUCUUUUACAGUUUACAUGUGUGACUUAUGGCGUGUGUCAAUGGGCUGUAUCAGAGAUUUUAGAAAAUGACUGCAAGAGACAUUUUGAAGAUUUUCUAUGAUAGCAUUUAAGAGCUUAAAAGAGCAAAAGAACUAUAGCAGUUUUAACCAGUAUGCAGCAUCUUGAUGUCUUAACCAGAACCAUUCAAUUCGAGACAUUUUGAUUAUGUAAACAUAAUCUACAAGGGUCAGGUCAGCUCUUUGUAUAAAUGUGUUUUAUUUCUAUUAUCUCAACCUGCCGCUUUCAAUCAAACUCCCUCAUGGAGCCAGACUGCUCAGAUUUCCCAACGCUUCUGCUUCUCUCUUCAUGUUGAUUCUGGUUGCUUUCAGAAAUUUCUCAACUGUAGAAAAUGCGUCCCCUGCCUAAAAAGACAUCUGGUACAAGGUUUGCCCACACUGCAGCUGCUCUACGCUGACUUUGAUGUCAAAAAUAUAUAAAGGUGCUCGGUUCUUUAAAUAAAGAUAGGUGUGAAACAUCUCUCUAUUCAACACACGUUUCUUCAUUACAGCCCAAACUCCUGCAGAUGCUCACACAGGAGUUUCAGGUUACGUACAGUAUGUUGGACAUCUGAAAUAAUACAUUUGCUUUGCUACGUUUAAUAGUAUUGUUGGCAUUUCAAAUCGGGUCUAUUGUACGUACACAAAAUGUGUACGUUCAUACAUGAGUUGACAGUGAUUUUUAAACACUUUUGCUGAUUGCAGGCUUUUAUUGCUGUCUCUUUCAUCUCAAUUUUCAAAGUGCUGGAUUUGGGAAAUAAGUUAAGUUAAUUUUAAGAUUUUUUAUUUGUCCGAUUGUCAAAAAGUGAUGAUAUGAAAACCCUUUUGAAUUUGCAUUCAGUACCCAUUGUAUUUGUCACCAUAUGUGCAUUCUUGGUCCUAAUUUGAAGAAAAACGUGGCAUUGGCAUAUUCCCCCACAAAUGAGCAGUUUGGUGUAAUUGCUGUGCUAUCCAGGUGGCUUUUUUCAUGUAAUGUUGUGGUUUCUUCUAGCUGGCAGACUGUGGCCAUAGCAAUCCGGUGUUUACCUAUUGGCCACUUUUUACUGAACAAGGCUUCGUUUGCAUCCAGCGAUAACAGGUCUGCCAUAUUGUGGUUUUACUUUCUACAAAAUCCAGAUGUGGAAUACAAUUUUUUCUAUUUUGCUGUGUCGUGUGUUUUCUGUGUCCCAAGUGUUCCUUAGACGAUACUUCUUCAUAAUUUGCACCAAAUACAGAGUGUUUUCUGAUUGCUUGCUGCUGGAUAAAAUAGUAAUUUUGGCGAUACUGUACACCUCAGUUCACGAUAAUAAAACACGUAUGACCGUU
This is a messenger RNA of Anarrhichthys ocellatus (wolf-eel), 3406 nucleotides long. It is a transcript of the gene nucb2a, whose product is annotated as nucleobindin 2a. The record is from RefSeq and is a predicted model, not a curated record. Gene Ontology annotation, molecular function: calcium ion binding. Lineage: Eukaryota; Metazoa; Chordata; Actinopteri; Perciformes; Anarhichadidae. Gene Ontology annotation, cellular component: extracellular exosome; endoplasmic reticulum-Golgi intermediate compartment. The coding region runs from base 66 to 1553 and encodes 495 amino acids. The transcript has 13 exons.